GUGGAAGAGACGUUAGGGUACUUGGAGGGCGCGGCAGCCGCCGGACUACUACCUCCGUGACCACGCCUGAACCUCGGGUUCGACCUCACAUUGCCUGAUCUGUCGAACAAAGAGAUCGACAAGCACAGUGAUUCUAAUAUAUAUAUCGCAGAUUGGAAUCCGAUCUCUCAACCCGCCGGAUCCCCCACCUCAGUCUCGUCGUACACCUCCUCCGGCACCUUCUCAGCAACCGUUUGUAGGGGACACGGAGAAUACCCCGUCCAAACUAAGCGCCAACGUCACACGUAACUCUGUCGAUCAGCCGCAAAACAAGGACCUCCGACCUCUUUAUACCGGCUUCGAAAGAAUGGCGGACAAUCUGUCAGAGAUCGAACUGAAGAAGAUGUUCGAGGAGUUCAUUCCUGGAGAGGAUCCCAGUAGUGACUACCUGACGCACUGUGACUACGACUCGCACGUUGCGAAAGUAAAGAAGGAAAGCGACUUGAACCCUAAAAUUUGUGUCAUGGCCCACUCUGCCGCGCGGGUAUGCCCCACGUUGGUCGUCCGUGACAUCUCAUGCUGGCAAGUCAGUGGCCAAGAUCACAAGUCCAGCCAGAAGGGCACCCGGUCCGACUGCGCUGUCUACCUUGACAACGAGCGUACUCGGAAGAUAGUCGACAAGGACCGCGAUGACUUCAUGAAGACGAGCAAGAUGAGCGAGGAGGACAAGAAUGCUCGGAAGGACUGGGUAGGGCGACGGGCCUGGGGAGAUAUGGUUGCGUUUGUAGAGGUCAAGCACAACCACGACGGCUCUGCUUUUGAGUUCAAUAACCCGGGCACUCGCUUCACGCGUGACGACACGGACGGUGGCAGGAAAGCCCUCGGCCAAUUCGCAGAGUACGUCGCCAACAUCCUCGCACACCAGCACCGCACCCACGUCUACGCGCUCUAUGUCUACCGCGAUAGAGCCCGUAUCUGCUUCUUCGAUCGCUCUGGCGGCGUUGUAUCCACACCCUUCCACUACGGGACGACCGCCGAUACCACCUUCCAGCGUUUCUUCUAUCGACUCGCAGGCAUGUCCCGCGAACAGCUAGGCUUCGAUCCCACUGCUGUCCUUGCGGACGAAAGUGUGGUGAGCGCUCUGAGGGCUUGGGCAGCCGCCGUGCCUACGGAGUAUCUCCGCAAGCUGGCCUGCGAAGCGCUCUGUUGGGAUCCGGCCACGAACUCGCCUUCAUCUGUCGAAUGGCCGACUCACGAGGUUACGUUCAAGGGCAAGACGCUCUAUGUCGGCAAACCUGCGUUUUCGAACCUCGCUCUGUUUGGGCGCUGCACUCGGGGCUACGUCGCCAUCGAAAAGGAGAGUGGGGAAGAUGGUAGCGUCGCAUAUUCGUUGCGCUAUCUGAAAGACUCUUGGCGGAACAUUCAACCGCACGUCCAUCCGGAGCAUGAGGUAUACGAGCGCCUUAGGUCUAGGGGAGUCGUCGAAUACAUCCCGACGUGUCUAGGUGGGGAAGAUGUGGCCGGCGCGUGGCAGCGAACGAGUGCCGGUGCACUUCUGCAGUCGAACCCCCUCCCGCGAGGCCAUUAUCGCAUCCUUCUGAAAGAGGUAUGCCGGCCGUUGUCCGACUUCGAAGACUAUCAGGAUCUAGCUAUGGUUAUUGGUGACGCACUGUCUGCACACCGUGAUGCUUGGGAGAAAGCCGGUGUCCUUCAUCGCGACGUGAGCUACAACAACAUCCUCAUAUACGUCACGAAGAACGACGAGGGGAAGGACAUCCACGUGGGACUGUUGGUUGACUGGGACUUGUCGAAAUACAAGGAGUAUAUGGUUCCCGGUUUUGGUCCGAGGCAGCCAGAUCGCACAGGAACCUGGUACUUCCGCUCUGCGGUGUCUCAGAGAUAUCCAAGGAAACCUUACGCAGUGUCUGACGACAUUGAAUCAUUUGUGCACGUCUAUCACUACUGUGUUCUUCGCUUUCACAAGACGGAACAAACGAAAACUCUCACGCACACUGUCUGUUCGACGUACGAAUACGUGGAGAGACGCGCCGAGGAUGGCGCAUAUGUCGGCGGAUUCAUCAAGUUUCGACAGAUGUGUAGCCCCACCCCCGCGAUCGCUCCUGACAACAACAAGACACUACUGGCUCUGCUCCAAGACCUGGCAGACAUUUGCGCCGCUCACUACGCUACCAUUGACGCCCAGGAAUUCGAUCGGCUGUACACUCCUGUGCCUGAAACCCCCGCUACCACGGCACCUCAGCAAGAAGCUGCUACAGCCGCACAAC
Messenger RNA from Dichomitus squalens LYAD-421 SS1, 2264 nucleotides. RefSeq lists its product as uncharacterized. The annotation marks the transcript as partial. NCBI's taxonomy places the organism in Eukaryota, Fungi, Basidiomycota, Agaricomycetes, Polyporales, Polyporaceae. Gene Ontology annotation, molecular function: protein kinase activity. Gene Ontology annotation, biological process: protein phosphorylation. The record is from RefSeq and is a predicted model, not a curated record. The transcript is spliced from 6 exons.